Rotaria sordida is the source of this 324-nucleotide messenger RNA. The record is from the annotation of a GenBank genome assembly. Lineage: Eukaryota; Metazoa; Rotifera; Eurotatoria; Philodinida; Philodinidae.
AUGAUCUAUCGUUCAAUAUUCGCGUUUACUUUAAUUAUAACUCUUUUUGUUUACACAUUAAAUGCGAUAAGUCCUUCAUAUCUUCAACAACAUCAUUAUAAAAAAUUAUUGAUUCCCAAUAUUAUUGGUUUUGAUUAUCAAAGUCUGCCUAGUAUUAUAGAACAAGAUAAUAAUGAUGAUGAUGGCGAAGGAAUUAGUGAUGAUUAUACUUUAAGACGUAAUAUAUUUCGAAAUUUCCAUUUAAGUCCAUUAUGGUUAUCACGACGAACACGUGCAAGUCGUUUUUAUGCAACACCAUUAUGGAUUUCUCGAACUGGACGGUAA